CGCAGACCUGGGCCCCACCCCCUUCCCCUGACACCCGGGCGGGCCUGCGCACGCGCGCCCCGCGGCAGGGCGGUAUGGCGGCGCCCGCGCUCCCUACGCCGCGGUACGAGCACGUGGGGCCGCACGGGCCCUUCAAGGACGUGUAUGAGCCGGCUGAGGACACCUUCCUGCUGCUGGAUGCGCUGGAGCAGGACGCCGACUGCCUGCGGCAGGCUCGAGUUGAGAUCUGCCUUGAAAUAGGAUCUGGAUCUGGUGUGGUUUCAGCAUUUCUAGCUUCCAUUAUUGGAUCCAGUGCACUAUACAUAUGUACAGAUAUCAACCCAAUGGCAGCUCAUUGUACAAUGGAGACAGCUCUGCUUAACAGUGUUGACCUUCAGCCAGUCAUUACUGACUUGGUCAAAGGACUGUCUCCAAGAUUAAAUGGGAAGGUUGAUCUACUCGUAUUUAAUCCACCGUAUGUGGUAACACCUUCUGAAGAGGUGGAAAGCCAUGGAAUAGAGGCAUCCUGGGCUGGUGGCAGAAAGGGCAGAGAAGUAAUGGAUAGAGUUUUUCCAUUAGUACCAGACCUACUUUCACCAGGAGGAUUAUUCUACUUGGUCACAAUUAAAGAAAAUGAUCCAGAUGAAAUUCUGGAUAUAAUGAAGGAAUGUGGCUUAGAAGGCACACGAGUACUUUCCAGGCAAGCAGGACAAGAGAUGCUUACUAUCCUCAAAUUUAAGAAGUCUUAACCUUCCAGGCAGAUGGACAGUUCAACACCGAGUACCAAAGCUGUCAAGUCAGUUUUUUAAGCCAAGAUUUUCACUCUCAUAAGGUUACUUAUUACAGCAGUGAAACUGAUUGAGACUCUUGUUUUGGGGUUGUUGUUUUUUUAUUCUGGGUAUUAACCAGCUAUUACCUACUAUCAGAGGUAGAGUUGUCCUCUGGCUUUACACAGGACAGUUGUGGGGGAACUGAAAUACCCUCUUCUGCUAUGUUUGCACUAAAGACCUUUUUCCUCUAUAAAGAGGUACUUGUGCAUUUGUCAUUUUUGGUUAUUAAAAUAAUGU
Messenger RNA from Dryobates pubescens (Downy woodpecker), 1046 nucleotides. It is a transcript of the gene HEMK2, whose product is annotated as N-6 adenine-specific DNA methyltransferase 1. Gene Ontology annotation, molecular function: protein methyltransferase activity; nucleic acid binding; S-adenosylmethionine-dependent methyltransferase activity. Lineage: Eukaryota; Metazoa; Chordata; Aves; Piciformes; Picidae. The coding region runs from base 75 to 728 and encodes 217 amino acids. The transcript has 6 exons. The record is from RefSeq and is a predicted model, not a curated record. Gene Ontology annotation, biological process: methylation. Gene Ontology annotation, cellular component: eRF1 methyltransferase complex.